Messenger RNA from Lingula anatina, 1017 nucleotides. RefSeq names its product putative nuclease HARBI1. The record is from RefSeq and is a predicted model, not a curated record. Lineage: Eukaryota; Metazoa; Brachiopoda; Lingulata; Lingulida; Lingulidae.
AUGGCUGCAUUUAUGCAACUUGGUCCUAGGAGGAAGGUGUACCAGCCUCGACGAGACCAGGCAUCACCUUCUUACCAUGCAGAAUUCCGUUUUAUGGAGGAAAAUGUUACAUGGAUGGCAGAGCAUUUUCUGUUUGAAAAUUCUGAAACCAGGGGAGGUGCACUUUCAAACAAACAACGAAUGGAAGUCUUCCUCCGCUAUAUUGGUGACCCUGGAUUUCAGGUUGGAGUGGGCAAGGACAUGGGGAUCCAUCAGUGUACUGUGUCAAGGACGUUUGCUAAUGUUCUGGAGCAGGUGGUUGAGAAAGCCAGCAUCUGGAUACAGUUUCCCACUGAUCCUGAUGACAUUCAAAAGGCAAAAGAUUCAUGGCUGGAAAAAUGCAAUUUUCCUUGCGCAAUAGGAGCCCUAGAUUGCACUCAUAUUCUUAUCCAAAAACCUGGACACCAUGGGGAUGAGUACGUUUGUCGAAAGGGGGUGCCCACACUGAAUGUGCAGGCAACAUGUGAUGCUGGCGAACGAUUCACCAGUGUGUCAGCUGAAUGGCCCGGAUCUGUUCAUGACAGCCGUAUUUGGAAAAAUUCACCAGUGGGCCGCUUCAUGUCAAACUCCAGAUCUGAUGCUUUGUUGUUGGGAGAUGAAGGCUAUGGCAUUGCCCCCUGGCUGAUGACCCCAUUCAAAGAUCCAGCUACUCCAGAGCAAAGAUCCUACAAUAAGGUUCAUAAGAAAGAACGUGUCAUCAUUGAACGUUGCUUUGGACAGGUGAAGAGAAGAUUUCCUAUUCUGCAGGGGCGUGUUCGGGUCCAGCUUGAGAAAAUCCCAAAAGUAAUCUUAGCUUGCUUCAUCCUGCACAACGUGUCCAAGUAUCUUCAGGAUCCAGAAGACUUUCCAGAAUUCAGAGAUUGGGUAAAUGAAGAUGAUGAUGAUGAUGAAAACGAGGAUAACCAAAAUAGGAUUCGCCGAAGGGGACAGGAUAGGCAACGGGAGAUAGCAGCUAUUCUGCAUGACUUACAGGAUUAG